Molecule: messenger RNA, 1648 nt
Organism: Myotis davidii
Lineage: Eukaryota; Metazoa; Chordata; Mammalia; Chiroptera; Vespertilionidae
Gene: SDC2
Product: syndecan 2
Exons: 4
Coding region: 28-546 (172 amino acids)
Biological process (GO): dendrite morphogenesis; cell migration
Cellular component (GO): membrane; cell surface
Source: RefSeq, a predicted model, not a curated record
AGGGCAGAGCUGACGUCUGAUAAAGACAUGUACCUGGACAACAGCUCCAUUGAAGACGCUUCCGGAGUGUAUCCUAUUGAUGACGAUGACUAUGCUUCUGCAUCAGGCUCGGGAACGGAUGAGGACGUGGAGAGUCCCGAGCUGACAACAUCCCGACCGCUUGCAAAAAUACCGUCCACUAGUGCUGCUCCCAAAGUGGAAACCACGACGGUGAAGAUGCAGAACAAGAUGCCUGCUCAGACGAAGUCACCUGAAGAAAUUGAUAAGGAGGAAGUUCACCACCCUGACUCAGCAAGGAAAAGGGACCCAGAGGAAGAGGACACAAAUGUGUACACCGAGAAGCACCCAGACAAUCUGUUUAAAAGAACAGAAGUCCUGGCAGCCGUCAUUGCUGGCGGAGUGAUUGGCUUCCUCUUUGCCAUUUUCCUGAUCCUGCUGUUGGUGUAUCGCAUGAGAAAGAAGGAUGAGGGCAGUUACGACCUAGGAGAACGCAAACCAUCCAGCGCGGCUUACCAGAAGGCACCUACUAAGGAGUUUUAUGCGUGAAACUCCCACUGAGUGUCUCUAUUUAUGAGAUCACUGAACUUUAAAAAAUAAAGCUUUUGCAUAGAAUAAUGAAGAUCUUUGUUUUUUUGUUUUUGUUUUUGUUUUUUUUUCAUUAAAGAGCCAUUCUGGCACUUUAAUGAUAAAACCCCAUUGUAUUUAAAACUUUACAUGUAUUUUCUUUAGAACAACAUAAAGUUAAAACUUAACAUCUGCAGUGUUCUGUGAAUAGCAGUGGCAAAAUAUUGUUAUGGAAAUUCUCAAUGUUCAUGGAAUCGGUGUAAACUUCUAUGCGCAAAUGAUUGUUUUUCUUCAGUGGUUCGUAGAUGAACGCUGUUUCAUUUGUGUCAGCAUGUCUCCGAUGGACCUAGCCAAGUUGGUCUUACUUUGUUAAUUUAUCUGUUGUUCCCUUCUUCUCCCCAGCUCUCCCCUUGUGUCCCGUGAAAAACAAAACAAAACUCUACACCUUUUGUAGCUGUUACGGUGCAAUUUGUCUUUGGAUAAUUUAGAUAAGGGUAAUUUAGUGUAUAUGUGAUUUUCAAAUAUGUAAACUUUAACCUCCACUUUGUAUACAUUUUUUUUAAGUGUCAGACUAUCCAUUUUACACUUUAUUUUUCAUUACCUGUAGCUUCAGGCAGAUUUGCAAGAGCAGAGUAAUGUGUAAAAUUGGAUUAUUACCAGAAAACUGUUUAGUCUUAUCGAAUCAGAUCUUCUUUUGGGGGGGAUUUGAUGUGAGUUACUGACAAGCCUCAGCAAACCCAAAGAUGCUAACAGUAUUUUGAGAAGUUGCUGCAGAUUCCUUUGGCCACUGUAUUUGUUAAUUUCUUGCAAUUUGAAGGUACGAGUAGGAGUUUGAGGAAAAAAUCAGUUUUUGUUCUUAAAAAAUGCAUUUAAGUUGUAAGCGUCUUUUUAAGCCUUUGAAGUGCCUAUGAUUCUAUGUAACUUGUCACAGACUGGUGUUAAUGAGUAUAUAUAACAGUUAAAAAAAAGUUGGUAUUUUAUAAGCACAGACAAUUCUAAUGGUAACUUUUUGUAGACUUAUGAAUAGACAUAAAUUGUAAUUUGGGAACAUAAAAACUACUGAAUAAAUCAUGUGGCCUCAUAA